AUGUUAAACGACGAUGAUGAACAAAAAGGAUACACCUGGGAAGCUGGAUAUGCAGAUGGGUUAAAUAUCGGCGAGGUGCUUGCUGAAGACGACUCGGGUUCUAUCGAAAAAUCAAUUGCCAAGUUUAUCGCAGAUUCUAAGAAAAAAUCGAGACAAAAUUUGAGACCGCAAAAAAUUCGCCUUGGAAUUAUGCGACACGUAAUGAUUGUAAUUGAUUGUUCAAGAUUUAUGACAAAUAAGUCAAUGCCGCCUUCAAGAUUUGCAGUAGUGAUGAAGGCUCUUCACCAGUUUUUGGACAAGUUUUUUGAACAAAACCCCAUUGCACAAAUCGGAUUCAUCACGUGCAAAGAUAGAAAAGCAGAACGACUUACACCAUUAACAGGAAACGUUCGCAUUUUAAAAGAUGCUUUAAAUUCGUUAACAGAAGCGUUUACUGGUGGUGAUUUUUCACUGCAAAACGCUUUACAACUUGCUAGCACUAAUCUGAAGGGUGUUCCUGGGUAUGUCUCACGAGAAGUAAUAAUUGUUAUGUCCACUCUUUCAACAAUUGACCCUGGAAACAUUUUUGUCAAUAUCGAAACAAUGAAGUCGCUAAGCAUUCGAUGUUCUAUUAUUGGACUUGCUGCCGAAAUGUUUAUAUGUAAAGAACUGGCUAAAUGCACAAAGGGAAAUUAUUCUGUUGCUCUCGAUGCGGAUCAUCUUCAUACCUUAUUUUCUAAACUCACUGCACCGCCUUCAACGUCGAAAUCAAUUGAUUGCAAUGCAAUUCGUGUCGGUUUUCCUCCUCAUAAGGUGAUCACCACGCGAUCUUUUUGCGUCUGUCAUAAUGAUUCGAGUCCAAUAUCCAACCGCGGUUUCAUAUGUGAGCAAUGUGGAACGAGGCACUGCUCUAUUCCCGUAGAAUGUUCGAUUUGUCGGUUAACUUUGGUGGCUGCUCCCCAACUAGCGAGAGCUUUCCGACAUCUGCUGCCACUUGCUCCAUUUACGUCACUCUCUGUUAAAAACCGUCAAUGUGCAGCUUGCGAACUCAAUAUUGAGGUCGAAGGUUUUAUGUGCGGAAAGUGUUCAUCAAUUUUCUGCAUUGACUGCGAUUCACUGCUACACGAGAGUUUGCACUGGAAACAACUUUUCAACGACAGAUUUCUGGAAGGAUUAUUGAUGGCUUCGGAUAUUGAUCAGCCUGUUUAUGACCGUAGAUGGUUCAACAACUUAGAAUUUUUGUAUGUUCGUGAUUUAAUACUGAGAGGACAUCAUUCGCAAAAAUUUCAUCAAGUAUAUUCAACUCAGGAAUGUGUUGCUGUUUUCCUCGUGAAUAUUUGGUAUUCGAUUUUACGAGAUAAUGUUAAAAUUAAAUUUGGUCUAGAUAAUAGGCUCAAGUUCUAUUCGAGAAUUAUGUACAAAGAAGCUAGAAAAGAUAUUAAGAGUCACGCAAUGGGAGAUCAGAAACGCGCAAAAUUUUAUUUGGCACCGAUGGUGCGGUAUUCAAAACUUGCAUUUCGACAGCUUGUCCGUUUAUAUGACGUUGACGUUUGCUAUACUCCAAUGAUCUACGCGAAAAAUUUCCUCGAAUCAGAGAAAUGUCGUAACAGUGAACUUUCUGUUACUAAAGAAGACAGUCCAUUGAUUGUACAAUUUGCCACCGAUGACCCAUUUAUUUUAUCAUCUGCUGCAGAAAUGGUAUAUUAUUGUUCUUCUGGCGUGGAUGUUAAUUGUGGCUGUCCAAAACACGAUGUAAGAUCUAAAGGAUUUGGAAGCGCUCUUCUUGAUAAACCAGAACUCUUAGCUGAUAUGGUUGCCCAAACAAGAGCCAAAAUUCUCGACUCAAAUUUUUCGAUCUCUUUGAAAAUACGAAUUAAUGAACAUUUGCCGAAAACGGUCGACUUGUGCCAGAAAGCAGAAAAGGCUGGUGUCAGUUAUCUUUGCGUUCACGGCAGAACACCAUCGCAACGGUCGGAACCAAUUAAUGAAGAGGUGCUCCGAAUAAUAAAGUUAAUCGAUAUCCCUAUAGUUGCUAAUGGUAGCAUAACAACCCGCCAAGAAGCUCUCGACAUAGUACACCGAACAGGUGUCGAUGGAGUCAUGGUUGCCAACGGCCUGCUUACUAAUCCAACUCUGUUUGCUGGUCACGACUACACCACGGAGGGGUGUGUGAAAAACUUUAUGCGUCUUUCUCGAGAUCAUGGUCUCGAUUGGAUGUUAUACCAUCAACAUUUACAAUAUAUGCUUCGUCCGUACUCGUAUAUUACUGUUUCAGAAGAACACGUGCCAGUGCGCGAAAAUCGGUCGCUUCGUUUAGUUUCUUAG
Molecule: messenger RNA, 2304 nt
Organism: Caenorhabditis bovis
Lineage: Eukaryota; Metazoa; Nematoda; Chromadorea; Rhabditida; Rhabditidae
Source: the annotation of a GenBank genome assembly